GUGCCCUCCGGCGGCGAUGCGGCGGGGAGCGGUGCGGGGCUGCCCGCUGCGGGGGCUGCUGCUGGCGGCGGCGCUGUGCGGGGCGGCUGCCCGGCCCGCGGCGGCCCCGCUGCUGUGUAACGUGAGCCUGGACAGCCCGGCCGAGGAGCGGUGGCUGCCGGUGCUGCGGCACUUCGAUCCCGCCUUCCUGCGCGCUGCCGUCGCCCGGGUCAUCGACGAAACCGUACCGAAAUGGUUCCACGACGUCAUUCGUCCGAUAGCGGCGGAGCUGGAGUCCUUCAUGCCGCAGCCUUUUGCUGGGGAAAUUCGAGGGCUGUGCGAGGCGCUCGGGGUCAGCCUGGGCGACGGAGUGCUGCUCAACUUCGCCUACGAAUCUACGGCGUUUUGCACGAGUAUUAUCGCUCAGGAUGACAAAGGAAACAUUUACCAUGGACGGAACCUGGAUUAUGAUUUUGUAGAUAUAUUAAGCAAGAUUACCAUCGAUGUGCAGUUCAUAAAAAGCGGGCAGAUAGCAUAUCGAGGCACUACGUUUCUUGGCUACGUAGGUUUAUGGACUGGACAAAGUCCUCACAAGUUCACAAUCUCUGGUGAUGAACGAGAGGGUGGUAGCUGGUGGGAGAAUGCAAUAGCUGCAUUUCUGAAUCGAAAUUACCCCGUCAGCUGGCUUAUCCGAGAUACCCUGAGCAGAGCAGAGGACUUUCAGUCAGCUGUUCUCAGACUAGCUGACAUUCCCAUCAUUGCUGAAGUUUACUAUAUUGUAGGAGGCGUAUCGCCCAAAGAAGGCAUGGUCAUAACAAGAAAUAGAAGAGGGCCAGCAGACCUCUGGCCUCUUGAUCCUUUAGGUGGAGCAUGGUUUCGUGUGGAGACAAACUAUGACCAUUGGACUACCCCUCCUCCUUGUGAUGACCGAAGAACGCCAGCCAUGAAAGCUCUCAAUGCUACUGGACAGCAGAACAUCAAUUUUGAUACACUUUUUCAGGUACUAUCAGUGAAGCCAGUCUUAAAUAAUAGCACAGUGUAUACUACAGUAAUGAGUGCUGCAUUUCCAGAGAAGUACCAGACAUGGAUCAGAACUAUGAAGUGGAGUAAAUAACAUGCUGCAGACUGAAUAGGAGAAAAGUUGAAGCUUUCCAAGACCAGCAUAUGCUUUUAAAAACACUCCCAAAAGCAGUACAGUAGUUUUGGAUUACUAAUUGAGUGAACCAUUCACACAAUAAAGACUUGUUAGUUCUUUAAAGUGUUGCAGAUGGUACUGUUAAUGAACUGUAAUGGAAAUUUGAUUUUAUUUUAAUUAUAUUGAUGUUCUAGCAGAUAUUGAUAGCUAAAAUUUGCUAUUAUUGUUUUUGGGAAGAAUUGUGCAAUUUGAAUAUACUCAUGUACUGACUGAUAAAUAAAAAGAUCUAUUUUGUGUGGAAUGUAGGUGUGAACAUAAUGAAAUAAAAAUAUGCGGCUGAUUGCUUGA
This is a messenger RNA of Gallus gallus (chicken), 1462 nucleotides long. RefSeq names its product N-acylethanolamine acid amidase (gene NAAA). Gene Ontology annotation, molecular function: fatty acid amide hydrolase activity. The transcript is spliced from 11 exons. NCBI's taxonomy places the organism in Eukaryota, Metazoa, Chordata, Aves, Galliformes, Phasianidae. Gene Ontology annotation, biological process: fatty acid metabolic process. The record is from RefSeq and is a predicted model, not a curated record. Gene Ontology annotation, cellular component: lysosome. Bases 17 to 1093 code for a protein of 358 amino acids.